CUGUAUUUCAGUUACUAUGAAUUAACGGAAACGCACAAAAAUGCCAUCCGAGCGAUUCGCAAAAUUAAAUACUUUGUUGCACGUCGUAAAUUCCAGCAAGCGCGCAAGCCCUACGAUGUUCGCGAUGUCAUUGAGCAAUAUUCACAGGGUCAUCUGAAUAUGAUGGUUCGGAUCAAGGAGUUACAGAGAAGGCUAGAUCAAACACUUGGCAAACCAGGUCAGUAUCAAACGCACAAUCGAAAAGGUCAUUCGAUGACUAUUGGAUCGAGAUUAUGCCGUGUGGAAAUGCAGGUUGUCCCGUGCUUAUUUUGUUAUUUUGAUUAG
Molecule: messenger RNA, 324 nt
Organism: Gongylonema pulchrum
Lineage: Eukaryota; Metazoa; Nematoda; Chromadorea; Rhabditida; Gongylonematidae
Source: the annotation of a GenBank genome assembly